Molecule: messenger RNA, 795 nt
Organism: Papaver somniferum (opium poppy)
Lineage: Eukaryota; Viridiplantae; Streptophyta; Magnoliopsida; Ranunculales; Papaveraceae
Product: non-specific lipid-transfer protein 4-like
Exons: 2
Coding region: 108-461 (117 amino acids)
Biological process (GO): lipid transport
Cellular component (GO): membrane
Molecular function (GO): lipid binding
Source: RefSeq, a predicted model, not a curated record
AUUCCAAAUUUCCAAUCAUCUAAGCUCAAUACAAUAAAUAGAGUACUGUUUGUUUAGUAAAAAGUAAAAAUCUUGUUUUCCAAGUUUAGAGAGUAGAAACCAAGAAAAUGGCAGCAGCAAUGUUUAAGUUGGCGUGUGUGCUUCUUGCUUGCAUGGUUGUGGUUGCACCUUAUGCAUCUGAAGGUGCAAUCUCAUGUGGUACGGUGACUACACAGAUGGCACCAUGCCUUGGUUACCUGACAGGGUCUGAUCUUCAACCUAGCUGUUGUGCAGGAGUUGAGUCUCUCCUUGCAGCUGCUACGACCACUGAAGACCGUCAAGCUGCUUGUAAUUGUUUGAAGAGCGCCUCCUCUAGUAUUCCCGGGAUCAACUAUGAUAAUGCUGCGUCACUCCCGAGUAAAUGUGGUGUUAACAUCCCUUACGAGAUCAGCCCCUCCACUGACUGCACCCAGGUUCAGUAAUUGCCAAAACUAUAUCACUGGAGGAUUUGCAUUUAGCCGGAAUGAAUAGAUACUAUAUGAUGAAGAAUAAAAUGGAUGUUUAGGUGAUGGAGCUUUAUGCCACAUAAGGAGGUCUGUUGCACAUAAUUAUGCAGAGCUUCGUUAGCUAUCAUUCACUGCUUAGUGCCUCCUAGUAUACUGUGUUGUUAUGAUGUUGUCGUUAUUUUUAUUGUAGAAGUAGUUUAUCUGCUGGGUUUUUUCAGUAUCGUCUUUUCAGACCAGACAUUUGCCUGUAGUUUAUAUAUGUAAUCCUCCUACCCUUAAUUAAUGAAAAUGAAGAUUUACUUAUUAGUUA